This is a messenger RNA of Phyllotreta striolata, 5268 nucleotides long. Lineage: Eukaryota; Metazoa; Arthropoda; Insecta; Coleoptera; Chrysomelidae. The record is from the annotation of a GenBank genome assembly.
CGAAGGUGCACAAACUUCCCUGCAACUUGCCGUUUUGAAGGUCAAAAUCGCGUUUUCCUUAAAAAUAAAUUAUGGACGAUCGAACGAUAGAUCUAAUUUUCGCCGGUUCGCUGGAGAGCCUACCGCCGGUCAGUUCGAAAAUUGUUAGAAUAUUUACCAGCUCUACUUUCACCGACACAACAAUGGAAAGAAACACACUAAUGGCAAAGUGUUACCCAAAAAUUAAAGACUAUUGCAGAGAGAAGCACGGUCUUGAAUUUCAGGUUGUAGAUAUGAGAUGGGGAGUGAGGGAUGAAGCCACAGACGACCACAUGACCACCGAAUUGUGCAUGAAAGAAAUCCAAAAUUGCCAGAGAUUGUCCAUGGGGCCCAAUUUCGUGGUAUUUUUGGGUCAGAAAUACGGCUACAGGCCGAUACCUACGUACGUCCUGACAUCGGAAUUGCUGUUAAUUCGCGAGGAAUUGGCCUCCACCGGCCAAGAUCCCACGUUGUUUGAUAUUUGGUACAAGAAAGACGCGAACGCCGUGCCUCCCGUGUCCGUUUUACAACCAAUUUCAUCAAUAUUAGUGAAUUUUAACAACAAGAGAGUGCCGAAAUUACAAGCAGAAGACCAAGCGAAAUGGUGGGACACGCUUGGUAAAUUUCAAAAAUUGUUUAGAAAAGCGGCUGCUGCCUUGAACCAACAAGGAAAACUCGACAACGAUGCUACACAUAAUUACUUUAUGUCCGUGACGGAACGAGAAGUGAUCAACGGGAUUCUUAACGUUAAAAACACCAAAAACCACUGCUUGGCCUACAUAAGAUACAUAAACAACAUCAAUUUGCAGAAUUUAAAGAAAGCCUCACUAUUCGUCGAUAUCAUCAACAGAACGUUAGACACGGAAUCGUCCAAGUUACUGGCCAAUUUAAGAGACGAAAGAUUACCGGCUAAAAUCGAAACCAGUAAUUUCCAAAAAUACAACGUGGAAUGGAUAGGCAGAGAGGGAUUAGAUCCCGAAACGCACGAAGAAUAUUUGAAACAUUUUAUUACGCAUUUUUAUAAAAAUAUCGUAAAAUUAGUCGAUAGAGCCAUGCGAAAGGAGGAUUCCAGCGCUCAAGGGCAAAUCGUCACUGAAAUAUUGCAACACUUGCACGCCUGCAACAAUUCUGUACAGGUUUUUUACGGGAGAGAAGACAGCUUGGAGCGUAUACGCGGGUACAUGCUAGACGACAACGAAAAAUGCUUGAUACUAUACGGCGAAGGAGGUUGCGGUAAAACCUCCUUGCUGGCCAAAUCGGCCAGUUUAUCGACGAACAAAGAUUGGUUCGAGGGCGCUAAACCGAUCAGCAUAGUCCGAUUUCUGGGCACCACUCCCGACUCGUCGGCUCUAACUCCCACGCUGAUAUCCAUUUGCCAGCAGAUUUCUUACAAUUUCAUGCUGCCGUUCGAGAGCAUACCGGACGAUUUGGUGCCGUUGACCGCCCAUUUCAAGCAACUGCUGACUCUGGCUUCGAAAGAACAACCGCUCCUGCUGUUUCUGGACUCUGUGGAUCAGUUGACGGGAACGGCUGACGCCAAUAAAGUAUCCUGGUUGCCCACCAGGCUUCCCGCCCAUUGCAAGAUAAUAGUUUCUUGCGCUUGCGAGGAGAGCAAUCCCGAAGUGUCGAAGGAAUAUCACAUACUGAGAAGAAUGAUUGACGCCGAAGAUAGUUUCAUUGAAGUGAGGGCUUUGGGAGAGGAACUGGCCAUGAAAGUAAUCAAGAUGUGGAUGCAAACGGCUCACAGGGACCUGACGAAUUACCAGUGGCGACUGGUUUCCAACGCCAUAGAGAAAUGCAGCCUACCCAUUUUCGUGAAACUGGUUUUCGCCGAAAUAUGCAGGUGGAGGAGCUACACUAAAUCCCAGGAUACGCAUUUGGCUUCGAACGUAAUGGAUUCGAUCAUGAUGCUCUUCGAGAGAAUCGAAAAACAACACGGUCGAAUUUUGGUGUUCCACGGUCUCGCCUACAUAACAGCAGCGAAAAGCGGUCUGUCGGAAUCCGAAUUGGAAGAUUUGAUUUCCUUGGACGAUAAAGUACUGGACGACGUCUAUCAGUACCACUUGCCGCCCGUGCGGCGGAUACCGCCCUUGUUGUGGACGAGAAUCAGGAACGACCUGCCCAAUUAUUUAUCCGAAAGGGAAGCCGACGGGGUGAGCGUCAUGAACUGGUACCACCGGCAAUUCCGGGACACGGCCAAGGAGAGGUACUUCAAAAACAUGAACUUGGCGUACUAUUUUCAUUCGAUGAUAGCCGAUUAUUUUCUCGGUAUAUGGGGCGGAGGUAUCCCGAAGCCGUUUAAAUACACUGAAAUUCAACGUCACAGGUUCAAUUUAACAGAUAAAGAGGGAGUGGCCGACCGCAAAGUACCCAUUCAACCUUUGGUGUUCUAUUCCAAGGACGGAAAAGUAUCCAGGUACAAUUUGAGAAAGUUCGGAGAAAUGCCUUAUCACCUGGUGAGGUCUAGACGCUUCAAGGAUCUGUACGAUAACGUCCUCUUCAAUUACGAAUGGCUGCACGCCAAAUUAUCCAGUUGCCCUCUUCAAGCGGUUCUGGUCGAUUACGAAGAUGCCUGUGCCUUUAUCGAAGACAACGAAUCGAAAAGGGAGCUGAUGUUGGUGGCCGAUGCCCUAAGAUUAGGGGGCGCUGUCUUGGGACAAUACCCUAACAUGUUGGCCCCGCAACUGAUAGGACGACUAUUACCCGAAGUAGCCCAUAAUUCCAACAUUAAAAUGUUGCUGAACGAUUGCGAUAUUAAAGGACCGAUGCAUUGCGCCCUGCUGCCGCUGUACCAUUGUUUGCACACACCCGGAGGACCUCUAAAAUAUUCCCUAGAAGGUCAUCAGUUUGCCGUGUUUUCCAUCUGUCUGACAUCCGAUUAUCGGUACGUAGUGUCAAUUUCGAAUAGGUUCAUAACGUGGGAUUUGUCCACCAGCGAUCUCACGCGAGAUGUCAAUCCCAAUAUCGAAGGUAUUAUGCAGCAUUUAGUUCUGAGCCCUGAUAACAAAUGGGCAGCAGCUUACACCAAUAAUAACCAGACAGUUUUACUGAACAUGCUCUCGAGCGAGUUUGUGUUAAUCGACAAUCCUUUGCCGGAAAAUCAAAGUGUUACCGGUAUAUUUCUACUGAACCACAAUCUAUUCAUUUACGGGAGUGAAAAUUGGAUAAAAUUCGAUAUGAGGGGUAAUCGACUGGAAGAGUACUCAGCUCCUCUGGAAAUGUCCGACUGGACUAUUCUGAGCAUCGAAUUCGAUAACAAAGAAGAGUAUAGGAUAAUUUUCUGGAAGGGUAGCUUGGAAGACACGAGAAUGUCACUGUUAGUACACAAAAAGACGGGCGAUUGCGAAUAUUUAAAUUUCCACAAUGCAAUAGUUUUAUCAAAAGACAAAAACACGCUCUAUGCAUGCUCAACUCCCGAUUCCUACGUUGUGUCCAAAUACAUGAUGAACGAUGAAGCAAACAAAUGGGAAAAAAUCUCAGAUUUACCCGCAGCGAACGAUGACGAUAAAGAAGAAAUGCUGCAAUUGAAAUUGGAUAAAGACGAUAAAGUUUUAUUUGGUACGACGAAUAACGGCUUCGUUUUGUGGCGAUUCGAUGAAGAAAACAGCAACACGGACGCCGUUUGUUUAGUUCUUCCGUACGGCACGAGAAAUAUUACUACGAAAAUGUUGCAAUCCAAUUCGAUUACAUUAAGCGCUCAUAAAAACUACGCCAUUGCCGGAGUCAGGAAAAACCUGUACGUUUGGAGCAUGCAAACGAGGAAGGUCGUGAAAAUCCUGGACGCCCAUUUCGGGCGCAUCAUCCAGCUGGAACCAUUGACAGUGGGCAAUUGGAAUUGCAUUGUGACCUCUUCCAUCGACAGAACAGCCAAAGUUUGGAACGUAAACAACAUCUUCGAAACCGUGCACGUAAUAGACAGGCACGAACUCCAAGUCGACUCCAUCAGUUUAUCAGAUAAUCUGAGUCUAGCCGUGACGGCGACCAGAAAUUGCGUGGGGGUUUGGGACCUGAGGCUCGGGAAAUUGAUGGCGAAACUGGCCGAUAGCCCUCUGGGCGCCAUCGUUACUCACGCGAUCAUCACUCCGGACGGAAAGUACAUAAUAUCGGCGGAGACUGGGAACAUACUCAUUUGGUUGAGAUUGACGCAGCAAGUGGUUUUCAAGGAGGAGCAGCCCGGCAUAAGGCAACUGACUCUUAUAGAAAACGGCGCGAAGAUCCUGUCCAUAUCGAAACCGAGCAAUCCGCCGGGAACGGAUUCCGCCAGGACGAUGGCGACAGUCUGCGUUCGAGAAGUACCGAGCGGCGAGUUAGUAUACAGCUUCGAAUACACCGUCCGCAGCAUCACUGGAGUGCCCUUCAGACCAGCCGUGGUCACUUCCGAUAACCAGUACAUAGUUGUUUCGGGUGCUGAUAAAACCAACAGAGAUUGCGUCGUUGUAUACAACGCCCAAACCGGCGCUUUGGUGCAUCGAAUAUCUUUAAGAAUGUGCGGAAUAAAGGAUGUGGCAGGUUUAGUGGCGAUGCCGCACAAAGGACACCUCAUUGCCGUCCUGGCUACAGACAAAGGGUCGAUAAUAGACAUUAAAUCGAAGAAGCAUUUGAGGACGGUGCCGAAAUGGGGAGGCAGUCUCACCAAAGACGGGAAAUACGGAUUGUACGCGCCGUCUAGAGGCGGUUUGGAGUUGAUCGAAUUGAAAAAAGGCACCACAGUGAGGACCUUCAUUCCUAAAGUAGCCGAAGGAGUUUUCUCGAUAAUAUGUUUGUUCAACAGUACGGAUGAGUACGUGCUGUAUUAUCACAGUGGCAGGAAGACGUUGAGAGUAUUUCGUACCGCAGACGCCGAAAUGGUAGCUAAUUACAGAGUUCAAGCCGAACUUACGGCUGUGGAAAGUACGCCGGAUGGGAAAGCUCUGGUAUUAGGAACUGUAGAUGGAUGUGUAUCCGUUUUAGCGAUUGUUGAUACUGAUAAGGGAGAAAUGAACCAGUAUUUGGCCGAUAUGCCAUCAAGAGAUCAGGAAUGGAAGAAAAAGGUGGACAAAAUGAAAGCCCAAACCAGAUUCAAAGCCGUUGGUUCAAUAGCAAGAUUAGCUACUACUUUCUCGAAUGAACUCAACAACAACUCAAACGAAAAUAAGAAGAAAUAAGAAAAAAAUAACAAAUGCUUGUAGUCCCUUACAGUACAUUCAAAACUCAUAAUUAUUUAUAGAUUAAUCUAUUUAUUGUAAUAAAACUGUGGAAGUUAAAAGGAGG